UUGGAAAGUGGUAACGUCUUUCUUUUUCCCUCUCUCUCUCUGCUUCCAGGUUGUCCCCAUCGAUCAAGAGUGGAAUAAUUAUCACAACCCAGAAGGCCUCAUCGCAAGGAAGCGAUACGCUUCUCUCUGUUCCUUUUUCCAUUCUAUUGAAUGCCCUUUCCCGCUUGUCGGAGAAGAAGCAUGAAGAGCCGCUCCACAACUCCCCCCUUGCACGUCCACGUGGAUGAAAAUACCCCUGUCCACGUUCAUAUUAAAAAGGGUCAGAAAACACCACCACCUGCAAAAACCCAGCAGAGGCACAAGCAGAAAAUGAAAGGGGAUACCGUGAAUGUGCGCCGCAGUGUCCGAGUAAAAACUAAAGUCCCCUGGAUGCCCCCAGGCAAAACAUCUUGCAGAGAGUCAUCGUACAAGUGGGAGGGACCGACCCAUCGCCUGGAAAUCACUCCUCCAGAUUCCGAAAAGUUACUGUCAGUGCUUCGCUUGAGUGAUCUUUCAACCGACGAGGAAGACGCCAUUCACUGCAAGAUGAACAAGUACGAGAAGAAGAUUGACAGCUUACUCAAUGUCGUGGGCACAUUGAAAAAUGAGGUCAAGGUGCCAAAGAGGGAUGAGCCGCGAUGUGUGGCCAAGCGUCUUCUCGAAGAGCAGAAGGACGAGUUGGACGAGGUCACUCAAGAGCUGGUGGAGACAGAACAUGAGAACACAGUCCUCCGACGCAACAUUGAGCGGAUGAAGGAGGAGAAAGAUCUUACCAUACUCCAGAAGCGGCAUCUGUUGCACGAGAAGGAGUGUUUGAUGUCCAAGUUGGUGGAGGCAGAACUGGAUGGGGCAGCCGCUGCCAAGCAGAUCCAGGCCUUGAAGGAUGUGAUUGGGAAACUGAAAACUGAGAAACACAUGACAGUUUCUGACAUCAACACACUGACUAGGCAGAAAGAGUUGUUGCUGCAGAAGCUGAGCACUUUCGAAGACACCAACCGGACCCUCCGAGAUCUGCUCAGAGAGCAGCACAACCGGGAGAAAGAUGCUCAAAAGUUGGCAGAGCAGCAAGCUACACUGAUGAAAAAGCUAACUGAUUCUGAUGCGGAGAAAGCGCAAUUGCUAAAGAAACUACAAGAAAAAGAAAAGGAAGUUGAUGAUUUAUUGGUUCAGAUACAGACCGAAAAGGAUCAAGCCAAGACAGCGUCUGAACUCUCAAAGUCUAUGGAAGCUGUGAGGGGUCACCUGCAAGCGCAGCUGCGGAAUAAGGAGGCCGAGAAUCACCGCCUGGGUAUCCAGAUCCGGAAUCUGGAGCGGGUCGCGGCUCAGCAUAAGGCCGAAGUGGACAAUAUCAUGGAACAGUUGAAGGAGCUGAAGGCCAAAGGAGAUCGGGACAAGGAGGCCCUGAAGAAAGCCAUCAAGGCCCAGAAGGAGCGAGCGGAGCGGAGCGAGGAGUAUGCUGACCAGCUGAACGUCCAGUUAGCAGAAAAGGACACCUACGUGUCUGAAGCAUUGUCCACCUUGGAAUCCUGGCGGGGACGCUACAACCAAGUCGUCAAAGACAAAAGUGACCUAGAGGUGGAGAUUGUGAUGCUGAACAGCCGAAUUUCAGAGCUGAUGGAGCAGCAGAACACCAUGGAAGACAAAAUGCGGGAAGACCGCGAUGCCUUGGUGGAUAAACUGCACAAACAGGUCACAGAGAGCACCUCUUUCAAAAUGGAGAACGAGAGGCUGAAGAAUAGCAUGAUUCCAGUGGAAGAGCGGCUGAACCAAGCUCAGCAGGAAGUGGCAAAAUUGAAGGCCUCGCUCAAGAAUUACGAAGGCCUGAUUGAAACCUACAAGAAUCAGGUGAUGAAAACCCGAAUGGAAGCCGAUGAGGUGACUGUGAAAUUGGAGCUGUGCGACAAAGAGAACAAAGCACUGAAGGAAGAAAUGGCCAAGGAGAUUGAAAAUGCUCGCAAACAGUUCCAGAGCCAAGUUGCUGAGCUGGAGAAGCUUCCUGAGAUCUUGAAAAUGACCGAGACCAAGCUGGCUGAGUGUCAGGAUCAGCUUAAGAGUUACGAGAAGAAAAAUAUGGACCUGUCCGCCAUGAUUGCAGACCUCCGUCAGCGGAUUGAGCUUCAGGGGGACAAGAUGGAAUUGACAAGGGAAAAGUAUCAGUCAGCCCAGGAAGAGAAUAAGCAGUUGACUCUCAAGUUGGAGGAGCUGGAGAGGAAGCUUGAAGCAACAAGUGGACAGAACAUAGAAUUUCUCCAGAUUAUUGCGAAAAGGGAAGAGUCUAUCCACCAGUCCCAGCUCCGGUUAGAGGAGAAGACCAGGGAGUGUGGGUCCUUGGCACGCCAGCUGGAGAUGGCCAUUGAUGACGCCAAGAGGCAGCUGGAGCAAACAAGGGAUCGUGCUGCAGUAAGAGAAAGGACAGCCCAGUCGAAGAUGUUGGAUUUGGAAACGCAGCUGAGCAAGACAAAGACAGAGUUGAAUCAGCUUCGACGGAGUAAAGAUGAUGCAGAACGCCGCUAUCAGAGCCGCCUUCAGGACCUGAAAGAUCGGCUCGAGCAGUCCGAGAGCACGAACCGCAGCAUGCAGAACUACGUGCAGUUCCUCAAGUCUUCCUAUGCCAACGUCUUUGGAGACAGUGUCUUAUCCAGCUCUCCCAUUCGUCCCCGGUCUCCUCUGUAGUGGUACCUUUGCCCUCCCUGCCCAAUCGUUCCUUGCAAGAGGCUCAGUUGGUGGGAAGGGGCAUGUAACCAACUUCAAAGCCAUAAUCUGGUUCUGGAAUCUGUGUGUCUUGGAAUCCUCAUCCGACUGUUGGAACGAGAGAGGCAUCUUGCACGUGGGCUGAGGGGAAGGGCCCCAAGCGUUGUGUUCCCCCAGCUCUGCCAAGACUCCUAGUGCCUUGCCCAAGUUACAUCAUUUGCCGUACCCUGCUUGGUUUUUAAUCAACUUUUAUCCUUUUUAAAGUUUUGUAUUAAUGUUUGGGAAUGCCUUAUUCACUGUUCCCUCAAAUUUCGAAGAUCAUGUUGUAGGAUACUGAGCCAAUGGGAUUUUUAUUUGGUGGUGUCAACUUGUAAACAAUUGUGCAUGCUUUUCUUCCUUGAACCAGAUGCAGUGUGUGUGUGUGUGUGUGUGUGUGUGUGUCUGAGAGAGAGAGAGAGAAAGAACGAAAAUAAUUUCUUCCCGCAAGUUUAUUUCAUAUGAGUGAUGUUGUAAUUACAUAUUUGGAACCACAGUUAUAAGAGAGAUAUAUGUGAAAUAUCCUGGUUUUAUGGCACAAUUAUUAUCUUCCUCUUAGCUUUAUUUCAUAAGAAUUACUAGGAUCUGCAUUUAGAGAGCCACAUAAAUUUUCUUUCAUAUAAAGGAAUGAUAUUCUGUUUGUUAAAUAUCCCUCUAAACAAUUUGUCUCCAACUGGGUGGGAGGGUGAAGUUGCAAAUGUUCUGGAUAAUAUCUUAGCUUUUACUCUAUUAACCAUGAGAGUUUGAUUCUGGAGCAGGCUUUAUCCUUCCCUGACUGAACUCCUAGAGAAACCAGUUUGCUUUACUGAAUGUAAAACACAGUGUUUCCACCACUCCCCAGUUUUCUGCUUUCACAUUUUGUUCUUUGUUGUGUGGGUGGGAGGGGUGUGUGUGAAAGAAAUCAACCGAGUCAACGUUUUUGAUUUUUAAUAUUUACGUGUGAGACCAUAAAAUUGACUUGAAAAUUUUUAAAUAUUUGAAUUAACGUGUGA
Messenger RNA from Python bivittatus (Burmese python), 3698 nucleotides. Lineage: Eukaryota; Metazoa; Chordata; Lepidosauria; Squamata; Pythonidae. The record is from RefSeq and is a predicted model, not a curated record.